Molecule: messenger RNA, 3139 nt
Organism: Scophthalmus maximus (turbot)
Lineage: Eukaryota; Metazoa; Chordata; Actinopteri; Pleuronectiformes; Scophthalmidae
Gene: ciarta
Product: circadian associated repressor of transcription a
Exons: 6
Coding region: 213-1235 (340 amino acids)
Biological process (GO): circadian regulation of gene expression; negative regulation of DNA-templated transcription
Cellular component (GO): nucleus
Molecular function (GO): RNA polymerase II cis-regulatory region sequence-specific DNA binding
Source: RefSeq, a predicted model, not a curated record
GGGUACUAACCGGACUGGAGGCGUCACCGCUCAGAGAGUACACGACCGAGCUCCGCACGGACACGGACACACGUCAGCUGUUCGCUCUGAUCACGGUUGUUUCUCGAAGACUUUGAAUCUGAAGACGCGUUCAGGGACCCUUUUUUCCCCUUCUUCUCUCCAAGCGUUUAGUUUCUCCAUUUUUCUGAAUCCAGUUCUGCUCCGGGUAGAAGAUGAAUUCACUUGGCAGUUCCGCCAAAUGGACGUCUUACGGCUCGCUGCCCUCCAGCCUGAGCUUUGUCCUCAGCGAGACUGAGGAUGAGGCGGACGUGUUCUCGGAGGGAGAGGGCGACUGCGGCAGAACAAAGUCCCUCACCGCCGACAAAGGGAUCACGUUUUCGGGACGCUACAUCGUUAUGCCACCGUACUCCGAUCUGUGGUAUUCGAGGUCCAAGAUCGAUCGGUCUAAACACUGCCCUGAUGGAACUAUGCAUCCAGACUCAGCCGUUCCCUCUGGAGCUGCCACAUUAGGCUCAUCGUCGGCGACACCAGGGGACCUGGCCUUCGCACAGAAAUGUGCAGAUUUGCACAGGUUUACCCGUCCUUUGCUUGAACUCCUGCAUGGACUAAAAACAGGGCGAUUUGACAAAGGUCUAACAAGUUUCCAGCAGAGUGUCGCCAUAGAUAGAUUGCAAAGGAUUCUUGGAGUUCUGCAGAAGCCUGAUAUGGGUGAGAGAUACCUCCAGAAUCUGCUACAGAUAGAGAUGAUGCUAAAGAUCUGGUUCCCUCAGUUGGCAUUCCAGUCAAUAGUUGCACCAAAACAGACCGUCGCUCCCCGGCUGCCACCGCGCUGGCGCCAAAAUCAGCUCCACAUGCCAGUUAAGAAGAGAAAACUGAGCUGGUCGGAUUCUGACGUCCCAACCAAACACAGGCACCAUCAUCAACUUCAAAAACAUUGGAGCUGCCAGGCUUCGACUGCACUUGAAACCGUUUCCACGUGUCUACCCGGAUCUCCCACAAAAAUGAAAACUCCAGAGGAAGGAACAGUGGAGGCAGCUGCGUGCAGCUGCAGAGCUGGACACGAGUUUACAGACAGCGCUGGCACUGUUUGCAGGUUGGCAUAUUUGUGUAGCAACGGACAAAAUGAGACCCGGACACCGUCUGAGGUUUCUCUGUCCUCCCACUCUGGCAGCCCAGUUACACAAGACAACUCGGUGUCCUCCAGUGACACCAUUACCACAAAUGACUCCCGUUAGCUGGACUUAGCUGACCUUGCUGCCACAAGGAGGUGCCACAUCAUGCGAGCCAGCAUGAAGGCAGACGCAGGACUUGAUUACAUAAGCAUAAAGUUAGGUGCAAAGUCAGUCUGUAAUGGCUGCAGGCCACUUAAAACCGACGAGGGCGAGGAGGAGGUGAAAUGCUAACUAUCCACUGUGGUUUCUGAUUUCACCAGUUAUUGCACUAUAUUACUUGGAAUUAUAUAUUGUUUGUCUGUAAGAGUGUCACUUUUGUAUAAAUUGAUUUAAGUUAAAAGGAAAUACUUUAACAGUUGUGAAAGCAAUCUGUGCUGUUUUUUUUUUUCUUCCUUCAUAUCAUGGAACGCAGCCCAGAACAGUAAUAUGAUAGGAUUUCAUGCCAUUGGUGAAAAACAGAAAUAGCACAUAUCAGUUUGAUAAAGGUGAACGAACAUGAGGAUCACUGCUGGUACAAUUUACAGCUGAAACUAUAAAAACUCAUUUGUCUAUAAAAUAUUUUUUCAAACAAAAUAGCUGGUUCCAACUUCUUACAUCUGAUCUUUAUUUUUAUUCUUUCCCCCUUUCUAUGUCACACAUAAUAGUAAACUGACCAUCUAUUGGUUUUAACUUGUGCUCUGGCAACCUCUUAUGAGCAUUUUUCAAAAAAGUUGAGUUUAGAAAAUAAUUGAUAGCUUAAAUUGUAGCCAAAAUAACUGUAGCCUUGUUACAAUCACACACAUGCAAUCAUAAAUGCUAUUUUAGAAAAUAUUAUUUGAGAAUGUUGAAAUAUUUUUUUUAAGCUGCUUGAUUACAAUCAAGCAGCGUUGUAGAGUAAAGAAUGUACCUGCUAAACAGAACCAGUUUAAUAUGAUGAUGCAGAAUAUUAUUUUAUUAUGAUAAUGCAGAGCAUCGGGUGGUGCACCUGAAACGAGUGCUUCACAGGUGCUUGAGUGGGAGACUUUAGUGGCAAACUUGUUGUGUCUUUGGUUUUUUUAUUUGUCAUAAUUUCAUCUUGGCACCGUGGAUGGAAAUAUUUCAAAGGCAUAAAAAGUACAUUUAGCUUGAUUUUUAAGCUAAAUUAAAAAAAAGAACAGCUUCUCUAUCCCAUUUUAAAAUAGAUUGUGUCACUGACUGACUGUUGUAAAAAAAAAUGUUUUUUCACUCAAAGUGCUUUACUAUUGUUUAUUUGAAAAGGAAUAAUGUCAUUUAGACAUCACAAACAAAACUCCAUUCCUGAUCACAUCAGGUAUUUUUGAUAGCAUUUCCACCAUAUUUUUGACAUAUCAUUCAUGUUGAAUGGCGUUUCAUAUCCUGAUAGUUUGUCACCAGUCAACCUUAAAGGUAACCACAAAACUUGCCUGAAAUGACAUAAACAAAAGUUGUAUUAUUCAACUGACCAUGGUGAAAUUGUCAUCUUACCACUCGUGUCAUUGCAAACCAAGUGUGCUGCUGUGUACAUGUCCCUCAGGCUUUACCACUAGUAAUCUUCAUUGGUUUGGGAUUAGGUUAUUUAAAAUCCAAUCCAAAAAAGCAUGUGGUAGAGAACAAUAGCAUAGUGUUGUAUUGUUUUGGUCUAUAAAAUGUCAUCAAACAGCAUACCACAGGAAAUGUUUUUGCUGUGCUGGGUUCCACAUCUGUGAAAACAACAUUUGCGAAAUGAAAGAAUUCUGAAAGUUUAGUAAAAAAAAUAAUAUAUAUUACUCCCCAGUUAUGUCUUAAUUUUUUUCAUGUUUUUAGUGUCUUUUCUUUUAUGCAAUUUCUGUUUCUGAUGAUGAGACUGUCACUACUGGUGAUUGAUUGAUAAAUAUUUUUUUAUGAAUGAUGUGGUUCAUCACAAUACACUGUGUUGAUUUUUGGCACAUUUUUGCUUUUUUUUAACAAAGUUUUUCUUUAAUUUAAAUAAAUUGAUAAUUUAUUGAAACGUU